UCGCGAUAUCUCGCAGGGGGCGCUAAAUUCGAAAAGUCCGCCAUUUGGUACCGCACUGACAACACAGAGUAGAAGAUUGACUGUUUUGACUAUUCAUUAUGUCAGAUAAAGGCGGCCACGAUUCCAGUGAAGGCGACUCCAUCAAGGUAUUUGUACGUGUGCGACCUCCAGACAAGGGAGAUAAUGAGCUGGGAGCACAAAAGGCCAUUGAGGUGGACGACCAACGGAACUCGGUCACAGUGCGGGCCAAGCCUGAACCUAAAGUAUUCUCCUUCGACAAAGUUGCGGAUAUCAACAUUACGCAGGAAGCAGUAUUCUGUGCAGUGGGCAAGGGGAUCAUUGAUGGCUGUCUCAACGGGUACAAUGGAACAAUCUUUGCCUAUGGGCAGACUGGCAGUGGCAAGACCUUCACCAUGCUGGGGCCGUCGGAGGACUCGGAGAGUUUUCAGCAUGAGCUGCGCGGGGUGACUCCGAGAAGCUUCGAGUACCUCUUCAGUCACAUCAACCGGGAACAACAGCUGCAUGGGGACAGGAAGCAGUUCCUGUGUCGAUGUUCGUUCCUCGAGAUCUACCAGGAGUGUGUGUACGACCUCCUUGACCCCUCAGCGGAAGGCCUUCACCUUCGUGAGAACAUCAAGAAAGGCGUGUUUGUCGACGGCAUCAGCGAGCAGGCAGUGGCAAGUCCCAGUGAAGCAUAUGACGUGCUGUCAUCGGGCUGGAUCAACAGAAGGGUGGCAGCGACGUCAAUGAAUAGAGAGAGUUCGAGGAGCCACGCUGUGUUUACCCUCGCCAUAGAAUCCAAGGAGCAAAAGGGAGGGGUUCAGAACGUGAGGAUGUCGCAGCUGAACCUGGUGGACCUGGCAGGGUCUGAACGACAGAAGGACACCAACGCAGCCGGACAGAGACUCAAGGAGGCUGGAUGUAUCAACAAGUCGCUGUCAACACUGGGAAAUGUCAUGAUGUCACUCGUGGACAUCGCGCAUGGCAAGAGUCGACACGUCCCGUACAGGGACUCUAAGCUAACCUUCCUCUUAAGGGACUCCCUUGGCGGCAAUGCUAAGACUCACAUUGUGGCCUGUAUACAUCCUGGAUCUAAGUGUUUUGGCGAGACUUUGUCGACGCUACAGUUCGCCAGACGAGCCAAGAUGAUCAAGAACAAGGCAGUGGUCAACGAAGACACCCAGGGCAACAUACUCCAUCUACAGGCCGAGAUCCGUCGCUUGAAGGACCAACUGCUGCAGUUUCAGAUGGAGGGGGGGCCGCGGGAACUACCCCCAUUCCAGGGGGGGUCAGACAGUGCUCCGGUUACCAUGACUACUGGGGGAGAUUCAGAAUGGAGGAAGAACUUCAUAGAAUCAAUGUUCUUCCGGGAGAAAGCUGAAACUGAAAAGAAGAAUUUGAUACAGACCAUUAAGGACCUUGAAGAUGUGGCUAAGAAGCGGGAGAAGUUCAACCAGUCGCGGGAGAUGGUCAUGAAGUUCCGUGAGAAGGACAUCGAGAUCCUGAAGAAGGAGGUUGCUCAGCUCAAGACGAGGCUUGCAGGGGGAGAAGACGAGAACGCCAAGGAUCACCACAGCACCAAAGAAAACGAUCAGAUUGCCUCCUUGAGGGAGGAGAUGAAGGUGCUGACAGAGAGGAUCAAGUGCCACCCCGUGGUCGUCCGCCAGAACGUGGAGCUGCAGAAACUGAGGACGGAGCUGAAGCAGCUCAAGAAUAACGACAACUACAGGCAAGCUGUGAUCAGUGACAACCGCAAGAUCGAGGAACUGGACAAGGUGUUCAAAGAACUGAUGGCCGAAAAGUCAAAAGUUGCAGAUGACGAGUCCCCCGGUGGCAAGAAGCUAGUUAGCCCCUACAGCACGCCCCAGACAGGGGACAAAGUUGCCGUAGCAACCCUGGAGAAGUACAAGUCCCAGGUGGCCAACCUUCAGAAGGAGAUCGAAGGGAUGAAGGCUAUGCUGACAGAGACGAAAGAGACAUCGGAGAAGAAGACAAUUGAGCUGGGUGCUGAGCUUAGCUCGGCUAAACAGAUGAAUGAAGAGGUCAUGAGAAGUCUCAAAAUGCGUCAGCUCCACUAUGACUACGAGAAAAAAACCUUGAAUGAUCUUCACACUCGCACUAUAGAGACCAUCACCACCCCUCAGAGAGCCAGGUACAAUCUACGCAAUCGUUCCAUGCAUGAGAUAUCCCAGGUCAAGGCCGUGUCUCCCGACCUCAACCAGACCAUCGAGAUGGAGGAUGGGAUAUUGGGGGAGGACAUCCCUGAAAUCAUGAACGAGGCGGCACACGAAGCCCUCACGGGGGAGAUAAAACAGCUCCAGGAGAGCAACAACAAGCUGUCCGAGCGCCUGGAGGAGUACGAGAGUGACGUGAUGAGAAUCCGACAACAGACACUCAAGUAUGAGAGCCAGAUAGAACAGCUCAAUGAUAUCUUGAAAAAGGAGAGGAGUGAGAGAGCCAUUGAAGUGGAGGAGUAUGAAAACUCAGCUGCCAAGAUGAAGAAGGACUUGGAAGAAACACGGGAGACAUCCAGAGUAAACGGCGAGGAGGCGUCGGACCUGCGUGUGAUGAUCAAGUGGGUGGACAAAGAGAAGGCGGACAUGGAGAAGAGGGACCGGGUGGCCGAGGAGUCGAGGCAGAAGGCCAUCACGACGCUCGAGACACAAUUGAUGAAGAUCUCAAUGGAGUUUGAGCAGGUCCAAAAGCUUAAUGAGGGCCUCAGCAAAGAUUUGGACAUGGCACUGGAAAACAUGGAGAACAAACAGCUGACAGUCCAGUUCCAGGAGAGCUGCAUCAAGGAACUGGAAGACAAGAAUAAGGACGGGAUAGAAAAACAGAACAAACUGCAGGCCAUGAUUCAGAGCCUGGAGGACCAGGUUGAACAGAAAGACUGUGACCUUGAGACCCUGCGGACUCAGAUCAGGACGGACUCGGCAAGUCAGGAGCAGCAGGCUGGCAAGUUCCUGGAUGAGAUCAAUAACCUCAAGUCGGCCGCCACCCUCCUGCAGAACGAGUGCGACGCCCACCACAACACCGAGGACCUCCUGAAGCAGGAGCUGGACAAGUCCGCGGCCACCAUCACGUCCCUGGAGAAGGAGCUGGCUAAAGAUCGGGCAUCAGUGGCAAGUCUGUGGAACACCAUCCAGGACCAGAAGACGAAGCUGGGCAGUCUGAAGGAGGAGCAGCUCACCCUGGAGUCGCGACUGACCAACAAGACGCAGCAGCACGACAUCUUGCAGUCUGCCCACAACAAUCAGGUCCAGCACCUGGCCUCCCUGGAACAACAAGUGCUCCAACUGCAGGAGGAGGCCGCAACUGUCAAGAUCAAGUUUGAUGUGGAGAUGUCGGUGGUACAAGACAGCAUGGAACACAUGAGUGAGCAGCAAGAGCGUGCCCAGGAAGACCUGCAGGAGACUCGCAACCACCUGGCAGCAUCACAGGCUGAAUGUGCCAAGCUACAGGAGAAAAUAGCAUUGCUUACAAACGAGAUAAAAAAUGAUGAAGAACAGAAAAAUUACUCUAAUAAGACAAUCCUGGAGCUGGAGAAGCUCAUGAACCAGAAUGACGUCUUACUGCAGGAGAAGAACGACAGCAUUUCCAUGUACCAGAAAGACUUUGGUCAGCUCCAGUGUGAGAGGAACUGCCUGGAGGAGAGAUGCUGUAUGCUUGAGGCGGAGCUCCAAAAUGUCCAUGCUCAAGCCAGUCUGCUGGACGCCCAGGUCAAGGAGAAGGAGGAGUUGGUCAGCCGGGCAGAGGAGGAGGCCAAUCAGGCCAAGCACCAGACUGACCGGCACCACAAAGCCAAGAUGGAGCUCAUAGAGAGCAUGACAGACAGACAGAGUAGACUUGAAGAUCUGGAAAACUCCAUGAAGACAUUGGUGGAUGAGAAUACAAGAUUGGCUGCAGUGUGCAUCAAGGACCGGGAGGAGAAGAGCAUCAAGCACUCGGAGCUGGAGGUGUUGAAGGAACACUACAGCAAGUCUCAGACUGAGCUGGAGGAGACGCUGGAGAAGGUGAAGAGUCUGCAGGAGGAGGUGGCCAAGAUGGGGGGACACAUGAAUCUCAAACAGAAGAUCAAACUCUUCCAGAAGACGAAGGCGGAGAAUUUUGAGCUGACAAAUAUGAAUCAGCAGCUGAAGACAGAGGUUCUGCGGCUCCAGAUGGAUCUGGCCAGACACACAGGAGCCCCGACCACGCCCAAACAGAUCCUUCACCACAAGGAGAACAUCAAGCCCGGAAGCCGGUCCUCCCACUGCGAGAGAACAAUGUCCGCACAGAGGAAGGGCCAGGAGAGACAGACCCUCUUUCUCUCCGGAGACUACACUCCAUCGGAUGUCCUCAAGAAGGCUCGUCUGGAGAGUAAACGUCCGGCAAGCUCCAAGAAAACUAAACAAGAGACAAUUUCUAACCUGCGUGAGCAGCAGGAUGCUCCUGUUGUUGCCUUGGAGACGGAUGGGUCCAGGCAGGAUCCCCCCGUCGUCCUGGAGCCGGUCGUGUCCCAGGAGGAUCCCCCCGUCGUCCUGGAGCCGGUCGUGUCCAAGGAGGAUCCCCCCGUAGUCCUGGAACCAGUCGUGUCCCAGCAGGAUGCUGAUGACCAUCUACAAGACAACCAAGCUGACGCCGUGGAGGGGGAAGUGGAUGGGGGGGAGCUUCAAGAAGAAGACUCGGAGGACAUGGAGAUUCAGUUCAAGUCCGUGCGUGUGGAGGAUGUUGAAGCUAUGACAUAGUCAUUGUGGGAACGUGUUUCUGUGGAGAUGUACAUAGUUCCUCUAUGUAGAACCUGUCUGCCAUAUUUCUGACUUAUCUCUCCUCUUUACUAUCAUGUUGUGUAUUAAUGCAAUCUUUUUGUUAUUCAAAUUCUGUAAUGAAUGUAAAUAGUAUAUAUUCCAUGUGGUUCAUAUGUGCGAUUGUGAUUCAGAUUAAAUCUGUAAUCAUUCAUUUUAUUGAAGACUAAGUGCUGAGGGGGAAUGCAUGAGGAGAAAUUGUUUUUUAUUUAUUGUUCCUCAACUUCCCUCGUACCAAUUCUGACCGUGCUACUCUCACUUGCCUUACACAAGCUGGUUGUACCGUCCCCACCUUACUAAUCAGUUCCAAUAAUACAUUUAAUCAUCUUUACCCUCACAUUAUGUCUCACUGGGUCUCAGUUCCCUUGGGGGCACGGGUGGCUCAGUCGUCUAAGGCACCGCGAUUCGCUGUGCAGAGUUGCGUCCCUUGGGCACGCCAGAAACCUAUGAAUGUGGGUUUGAAUUCCGGUUCACCCCAAUAAUGUUUCUA
Molecule: messenger RNA, 5274 nt
Organism: Haliotis rufescens (red abalone)
Lineage: Eukaryota; Metazoa; Mollusca; Gastropoda; Lepetellida; Haliotidae
Product: kinesin-like protein KIF15-B
Exons: 36
Coding region: 99-4727 (1542 amino acids)
Biological process (GO): microtubule-based movement
Molecular function (GO): microtubule binding; microtubule motor activity; ATP binding
Source: RefSeq, a predicted model, not a curated record